AUGUCGAGCGACGACGUCGAGGACGAUCGAGGGGCGAUCACGGAGGAUUUCGUCCCGCGACACGUCACGCAAACUUUACGCGCGACGUCACCGUGCGGACGACACGCGUGCGAGGCUGGACGGGACGCGAACGUUCGGAGGUGGGAUCCGGUGCAGCAGUCAAAAUUUUUAGACGACCGCGCGUGGGGAAGCGUCGACGCGUUUCAUCGAGCGUUAGUGCGAGGUGAGACGUGCGUGGGCGAUUUAAACAGUAGUUUACGACCGUGUUCCAUCGAUGGGGUGCCGGUUGGUACGGGUGAGACGUCGUCGAGGCACGCGCGAAGACCGGGUCGGAGGACGUUUGCGUUUCGAUGCGCCUAUCGCGGAGUCGCGUUUGCGGGGUACGCGUGGAACGCCGACGUCGACGGAGAGAAGGAGUGGGCGUUCGGAGAGGCGUCGGUGAGUGCAUCUUUACAGUGGGCGCUGCGCGACAUUACGGAUAAGGGUCGACCGACGCCGAGUUCUGGAAGGACGGAUCGAGGAGUGUCAGCCGGCGCGUCGUGCGUCUCGUUUUGGACGCGUCAUCCAGAGGUAACAUCGGAGCGCAUCGAGCGGUUGGUGAACGAAGAGAGCGCGCCGGGAAAAGCCGGCGUGUUGCGAGUAUCCGAAAUCAGGGAGGUUCCGUCCUCUUUUCACGCAACGUUCAGCGCUUUUCGCCGAAGAUACGUGUACGUCUUGCCGAAAACGCAAAAAUUCGGCGAGGAACGAACCCCGUGCGCGCAUUUGGACGGCGCGACGAUGAAUCGUAUCCUCCAGCCACUCGCCGAGGUCGACGGCCCCAUCGACAUGCACGCAUUCGCGCGAGGAACUCCACCCGGGCGCUCCUCUGAGGUGAACUUCUCCGUCGCUCGCGCGUUCGACGCGCGUCUCCCGCGCGUCGCGUUGGACGACCCUGACACCCACGCCGGGAUCCGCCGCUCCCGUCGAGACGUCGACAUCACCGUCUCAGAUUCCGCCGCCGCCGAAGACCUCGACGUCGUCGUCAUCGAGCUCGAGGCUGAUCGCUUCUUACGCAAGCUCGCGCGAUGUCUCGUCGCCACCGCGGCGCGCGAAGCCGCCGGUCCUCCCAGCUCGGACGACGUCUUACUUCGCAUCGCCCGCGCGCGAGACCGUCGACUCGCCGCCCCACCCGCGCCCGCGCUCGGUCUCGUCCUCGCCGGCGCGUCGUACGGCGCACGGGCCGAGUCGUAG
This is a messenger RNA of Ostreococcus tauri, 1230 nucleotides long. Its product is annotated as Pseudouridine synthase I, TruA, C-terminal. Gene Ontology annotation, biological process: tRNA pseudouridine synthesis. Gene Ontology annotation, molecular function: RNA binding; pseudouridine synthase activity. Lineage: Eukaryota; Viridiplantae; Chlorophyta; Mamiellophyceae; Mamiellales; Bathycoccaceae. The coding region runs from base 1 to 1230 and encodes 409 amino acids. The transcript has a single exon. The record is from RefSeq and is a predicted model, not a curated record.